This is a messenger RNA of Lolium rigidum, 1682 nucleotides long. RefSeq names its product serine/threonine-protein kinase STY17-like. Gene Ontology annotation, molecular function: ATP binding; protein kinase activity. Bases 1 to 1533 code for a protein of 510 amino acids. NCBI's taxonomy places the organism in Eukaryota, Viridiplantae, Streptophyta, Magnoliopsida, Poales, Poaceae. The transcript has 13 exons. The record is from RefSeq and is a predicted model, not a curated record. Gene Ontology annotation, biological process: protein phosphorylation.
AUGCCGUCGCAAAUUGGGAAGGAAUGGGAGGAGGGGGCGGGCGUGAGCUCGUCGCCACCCAGCGUCCACCACGACCUGCGCCAUAGGAUAUUCGAGUGCCUGCUAGCGGCCGGCAAACAGGGGAAGUCUGACCCUUCGUCGUUUCGGGACAUGCUCUACGCCCACUUCGACAAGCUGCCGUACAGGUACCUGAUAGACAUUGGUGUACAUAGAGCCGAAGACGUGCUGCUCCACCGGCGGGUCCUGGACGAGGUCGCUGACGGCAACCGCCCCGUCUUUAAAGCACGCUUCCUAGAGUACAUUCAAGUUCAAACGAGCCGUGGUGGUACCUAUCCUGACAGUAAUGAUCCAACACAAAGCUUAUCACUGGAAGACCUCACUUUGGAAAAGAUACAUGGCGCCGACCACACGGGCUAUAUGUCUUCCCCGUUAAGGGAUUCAGAACCUAUUUUGCUUCAUGAGAUCAUCUUCUCUUCCUUUGACAAGCCCAAGCUCCUUACGCGGCUAAGCGCAUUGCUAUCUGAAGUUGGCCUUAAUAUUCGUGAAGCUCAUGUCUACUCCACAACAGAUUACUUCUGUUUGGCUCUUUUUGUUGUUGAUGGGUGGGAGACAGAGGAGACAGAUACGUUGAUCAUGGCAAUUAAGGAUACGUUAGCAAGAAAAAAUGGAGCACAAUCUAAGUCCGCGAGUACUUCUUCCUCGGGAAAAAUACUUGAGCUACGACAACAGGUUGGAGAUUGUGGAAUCGACUGGAGCAUGCUAACAAUGACGGAAAAGAUUGCAUAUGGGUCUUAUGCGGACUUAUAUAGAGGAACAUACAGUGGCUAUGAUGUUUGUAUAAUGAUACUCAGAAUUACAGCUUACAACAGCCCUUCAGAAGUUAACUUCUUGCAGCAAGCACUCAUUCUAAGGAGAGUUAAUCAUGAAAACAUCCUUAAAUUUUAUGGGACAUGCACAGGUCAUCUUAAGUGUUCUGGCAUCGUAACAGAAUACAUGCCUGGAGGGAAUUUAUAUGAGUUUCUGCACAAUCAAAAUGAUGUUUUAAGCGUCCUUCUCGUUCUUAAGAUUGCUAUCCAAAUCUCAAAAGGAAUGGAAUAUCUGCACCAGAAUAGCAUAAUCCAUAGAGAUUUGAAGACUCCAAACGUUCUGCUAGGCUACAAUCAAGUUGUGAAGAUUGCUGGCUUUGGUGUGGCUGAACAUGGUAAUCAGGACGGACAAAUGACUGCUGAAACUGGAACUUACAGAUGGAUGGCACCCGAGAUUAUUAACCAUAAACCAUAUGAUCACAAAGCGGAUGUAUUCAGCUUUGGUAUUGUUCUAUGGGAACUGGUGACAUUAAAGGUCCCUUAUGAUGACAUGAUGCCUUUGCAAGCCGCAUUGGCAGUAAGGCAGGGAUUCCGCUUAGAGAUCCCACCAAGCGUGCACCCAGGUUUGUCGGGACUGGUUGAACUGUGCUGGGAUGAAGAUCCUGAUGCACGACCAGUUUUUGCGGAGAUCAUCGGUCGACUUGAGGAAAUCUCACGCCAAGUUUAGGCAGAGCUGGAAUUCAUCAAACCCCACUUUUGUACAAACAACCGGUCUGGACUCGCUGGAGCCGCCCAAGGGAAGCCAUCGACGUUUUAAAGCGAAAAUGGAAAAGAAAUCUUAACGUUAGAGAGGAAAAAAUACAAAACAUUAUCAUA